This is a messenger RNA of Rhodamnia argentea, 811 nucleotides long. RefSeq lists its product as uncharacterized. The transcript is spliced from 6 exons. The record is from RefSeq and is a predicted model, not a curated record. Bases 122 to 649 code for a protein of 175 amino acids. Lineage: Eukaryota; Viridiplantae; Streptophyta; Magnoliopsida; Myrtales; Myrtaceae.
GUCGUCUUCUUCAGAGCCAAUCAGUGCGCUAGGGUUUUGGCUCAUCUUAUGUAUAAAGCUCAAUCACUGAAAUUUCUUCUCCUCACGCGGCCAUUUUCUUCUCGUCUUCAAAACAAAAGCCAUGGCCAAUGGGCCCUCUCCUCUCGCUUUGCUUGUACAAGCCUUCGAAUUGACGCUCCAACGUUAUGAAGAUUACUUGAACGCGCUUCUCAUCGCGACUAAUAACUGUGAUUAUUUUGAAGCGCAAAGAAACCCAAAGGUUUCUAAUGCGCGGAGAGCCUGCGAUGAUGCCAACAAUGCUUAUGCAGCACAAGUUUGUAGAGUCCUCGGAGAAAUCAGAUUAGUCGCAAGUAGCAUGGAGGAGAUUGAAGCUCUGUUGGCGGUAGUCAGAAGUUUACAGCCUGGACAGGUUCUAACCGUGGAGAUUCAGGGCCCCGUACCGCAGGGAAAUGUGGUAGAUCCCCUCGUAGCACAAAUGAGGGCCGCUUUGGAGGGCGAAGAAGGCUUCAGGCUGCGGCAUGGGAACAUCUACGACCUUCUUUACCCCCUUCCUCAGGGUUUCAUGCCGGCUGUCCAGCAGGUCCUGGGGGAGCAGCAGGCCCUGGCGCAGCAGCAGGCUGGGGGGCGGACUUCGCUGCGGCAGCUUUAGGAGACGAGAGAGAAGCAGUUGUGUUUUUGGUGUUAAUCUGUCUGUAAAUAUCUAAAGAUUUGGAUUGGAUUUAGUUUCCUGACUUUCCAGACAUUUGUUAUUUUGUGUGCGAAAAUGUUUAAUAUGGAGCUCAUGAUAAAAUAGAGGAACUUUGGUGUGAGG